AUGUCUUUGCAAGAUCACCAAAUCUCUGAACAUGCGCCGAACUACCAGCCAAUGGCGCAUGAUCGUUACGACGAAGGUUCGUUACAGGACCCCAUUGACAUCCCCUCGGAUUCCGACGACCCGACUAAUACCAGUUGUUCCUCCACUACCUCGUCAGCCUACGGGUCCAGUCCGCAGCCCAUCGAGGUCGUCAACCUUUGUAUUCUUACGGUUGCCAGAGUUCAAGAACUCGUUCGCUUCCGCCGCCGAUUGCGCAUUAUUGCAGGACAGCGAGUUAUCAGGCUAGGUUCCAGUCGUGGUAGGCGAUCCCAAGGUCACCGCGCUGUCUCCAACCGAGCUGUUCUGGCACUCAGGGAUAUUGAGCGCGAACUGGAGGACUUAAUUGAGGACUGCAUCAUGAUCCGAGCUGCCGUAUGA
Messenger RNA from Puccinia graminis f. sp. tritici CRL 75-36-700-3, 417 nucleotides. RefSeq lists its product as uncharacterized. The transcript has a single exon. The record is from RefSeq and is a predicted model, not a curated record. NCBI's taxonomy places the organism in Eukaryota, Fungi, Basidiomycota, Pucciniomycetes, Pucciniales, Pucciniaceae. Bases 1 to 417 code for a protein of 138 amino acids.